Messenger RNA from Pseudocercospora fijiensis CIRAD86, 1080 nucleotides. RefSeq lists its product as uncharacterized. Gene Ontology annotation, cellular component: cytosol. The record is from RefSeq and is a predicted model, not a curated record. The transcript is spliced from 5 exons. Bases 48 to 968 code for a protein of 306 amino acids. NCBI's taxonomy places the organism in Eukaryota, Fungi, Ascomycota, Dothideomycetes, Mycosphaerellales, Mycosphaerellaceae. Gene Ontology annotation, biological process: D-galacturonate catabolic process. Gene Ontology annotation, molecular function: aldose reductase (NADPH) activity; D-galacturonate reductase activity.
ACUUUAUUCUCGCCCGCACUCCUGAAUAUAUCAUCAAUCCCCUCAAGAUGGCUCAAACAACGUACACCCUCAACACGGGCGCAAAGAUCCCUGCUGUCGGCCUGGGCACCUGGCAAUCGCCAGCUGGUCAAGUCAAGGCCGCUGUUGCCCAUGCUCUCAAGUCGGGUUACCGCCACAUCGAUGCAGCAUUUGUGUACGGCAACGAGAACGAGGUUGGUGAGGGGUUGAAGGAGGCCUUCGAUUCUGGGAUCAAGAGAGAGGAUGUAUUUGUUACAAGCAAGCUUUGGUGCACAUACCACAGGACUCCAGAGAAAUGCCUCGACGAGGGGCUCAAGAAGCUCGGCCUUGAUUACGUCGACCUGUACCUUAUACACUGGCCUGUCCCCAUGAACCCCAAUGGAAAUGAUCCCAUGUUCCCCAAGCAUCCCGAUGGUUCGCGGGACCUGGACACCGAAUGGUCGCAUGUCCAGACAUGGAAGGAAAUGGAGAAGCUCCUGAAGACCGGCAAGGCAAAGGCCAUUGGCGUCUCGAAUUAUUCGGUCCCAUACUUGAAGGAGCUCCUCGAGGUGGCUGACGUUGUUCCUGCAGCUAACCAGAUUGAGAAUCACCCAUACCUCCCACAGCAGGAGAUUGCAGAUUUCUGCAAGGAGAAAGGCAUUCUUAUCGAAGCUUAUUCGCCGCUUGGCAGUACAGGCAGCCCAUUGUUCCAGGAAGAGGGCGUGCAAGAAGUCGCAAAGAAGCACAACGUUGGUCCAGGCACAAUCUUGAUCAGCUAUCAAGUGAACAAGGGUCACGUCGUCCUUCCAAAGUCCGUCACCCCAUCUCGUAUCGAAGAGAACCUCAAGGUCGUGAAGCUCGACAAUUCCGACCUGGAAGCAUUAGAAGGCAUUCACAAGAAGAAGGGGCUCACGCGCUAUGUUUACCCAGCAUUUGGUGUCAAGCUCGGAUUCCAGGACAAGGAGUCAUAGAGGACUGCGGUGGAGGCGUAAAUGAUACCAUUUCUUCCUCUGGAAUGCAUAGAUGUAGAGUAUACAGCGACAUAAGCCUCUCUAGAAAUCUCAUCUCGCGGUCGACUUGUCG